UGGGACCGGUUUACAGGUUCAUUCGGGACCAGCGUUGUACCAGGCGGACAGCAUUGCACAUGCAAACGCACGGAGCACACGGAACCUGCGGACAGCGUGUUUGUGCCAGGACCAGAUCAGAUUGUCAAGUCAAUCAAGGGAGUAGGGAAACACUGUAGAUACGGAAAGCCAUACUGUAGGUAAGGAAGACAGUUGCUAGAACAUUCCAGUGUGUUUACCAUUCUAGUGUGUUACCAUUCUAGUGUGUGAUCGCUUUUAUCUUUUCGUUUUGUUUUGUUUUGUUUUGUUUUGUUUCGUUUUGUUUUGUUUUGGUGGAAGUUAAAACAUCUGCUGGGAGCGAGAACCGUUUGCAUGCUGCCUACUGUCGUCCCCCGAACAUAACGCACCAUGAAAAUGAACGUAUACAAGGAGUGUCAUUCGAUGCUCGUUUAAGACAGAAAAGGGGAGGGGGACGAAGAGGAGAAUGCAGUGAGGGCGGGAUGGGACCUUGUAGGCAUUACACCUCAGUUUGUACAGGAGUGUCAUUUGAUGCUUGUUUAAGACAAAGGAGGAGGAGGAGGAGGACGACGACGACGACAAGGAGGAAGAGGAGAAUGCAGUGAGGGCGGGAUGGGACGUCUAGAUAUCCCCCCUCAGUUUGUAUAGGAGUGUCGUUUGAUGCUCGUGUAAGACAGACAGUAGGAAACGGAGGAACCGGAGGAAGAGGAGGAAGAGGAGAAUGCAGUGAGAGGCCGGGGUGGAACCGCGACCCCCCAGUUUGUACAGGAGUUUCUUUUGAUGAUCGCUAAAACGACAAAGAGGAAGAGGAGGAAGAGGAGAACCUCGUAGGCAUUACCCUCUUGUUGUCUAGCAGCCUAUGUAAGACAGAAACGACAAGGAGGAAGAGGAGGAGGAAGAGGAGGAAGAGGAGAACCUCACAGGCAUUACCCUCUUGCUGUCUAGCAGCCUAUGUAUGCCUGAGAAGGAAGAAGGGUGGAAAAGAGGCCAGGAAGCGGCAGUCCGUUUUUUUGUGACGGCUAAAGCGAGCUCUGUUUUUACAGCAGCAGGAAUCCGACAACACGAGUGGAAGAAGAGGUGGAUGGUUAGAAUGGUUGCAUAAUCAGAGCAGCAAUCCGACAACAUGAGUGGGAGAAGAGGCGGAUGGUUAAAUGGUUGGACUACGCAGAAAGGUGCCGACAAGACGUUGUGCCGAUCGCAGCAAAGGUUCACUCGUAUAGAGAGUAUCAUAUCAACCAUGUGGGUAAGAGAGAGAUCGUGGAUGGGGAAGGGGAAAGGGAGAAGCAGGUGGUAGUAUCUUGAUAAUCUAGUACCGGUUCGAUCACCUGUUCUGCGGAACAGAUGCAUGAUAUCAGUGUGCAUGCGGCAUGCAAGUAUGAGAGAGAGAGAGAGAGGGAUGCAGAAGAGAGAUGGGAGAUGAGGAAUGGGGAGAGAUCUCAGAAAGAGUUGGUGGAUGCAGAAGAGAGAUGGGAGAUGAGCAAUGGGGAUGAUGGAUCUAGAAAGGGACGGGAAGAAGCAGGUGGUGUACACCAUGAUAAUCAUAGUACGUGUUCAAUCACCUGUUCUGCGGAACAUAUGCAUUGUUUCACUGUGCAUGCCACAUGCAAGUGGGCGAGAGAGAAGAGUGGAUGGGGAAGAGAGAUGGACGGUCUGGAAAGGACAAGAAGAAGCAGGUGGCGUAUCACUAUCAUCGUAGUACCGGUUCAAUCACCUGUUCUGUGAAACAGAAGCAUUAUAUCACUGUGCAUGCCGCAUGCAAGUAUGAGAGGGAGAGGGAGGGAGGGAGGGAGGGAGGGAGGGAGAGAGAGGGAGAGAGAGAGAGAGAGAGAGAGAGAGAGAGAGAGAGAGAGAGAGAGAGAGAGAGAGAGAGGUGGAUGGUGAAGAAAGAUGGUGAAUCUGGAAAGGGAUGGGAGGAAGCAGGUUGCGUAUCGUGAUAGUCAUAGUUCCGUAUCGAUCACUCGUUCUGCGGAAUACGUGUGUUAUUUCAGCGGGCAUGCUGCAAGCAAGUGUGCGAGAGAGGAUGGAGGUGGUAGCAUGUGAAGAAGAAAAAGACGACAAAGCAGAGACAGAGAGGAGUCUGUGCUUGGACAGGAUGGUAGCUGGUGAAGUUGGGAGGUACUCAGAAGUUCUCGGCACUCACAUGCCUUUCUGCUUGACGUGACGUGGGCCGCCAUCUUGUGGUUUUCUUGCACAUGCAAUGCCAAAGUGGAUGAUGGAGCGAUCAAGGCCCAUGCACCCUGGACUUUGUGGGACUAGCCUUAGUGCAGGCGUGCCUCAGCGCAGAGCGCAGAGCAGCAGGCAGACCAGUGCAACCUGGCCGGCCUUUAGCUCUACUGAGCGGCAUGACACUGGGCUCUUGAGCUGUUGUAGGAGGGUACUAGCAGUGGUACAGGCUUGCCUCAGCUCAAGUGCCGAGCAGCUGGCCAGUGCGACCCGCUGGGCUCUCGAGCUGGUGCGGAAGGGCGAACGGGUCUCUGUUACGAUGGAAAGGGGUAUGCAUCAGAUGGGACCGAGGCAUCGAUGGAACAAGGGGGCAGUUGGGAGGGGAAAAUAUGGUCCACUUCUGCGAAUGAUCGAUUUUGAAGUUGCUCCUGACAAUGUCUCCAGCGAGUCGGCGACUUCUUGAACACAAAUGACCAUCUUCGACUAUUCCGUCUACAGGCGGGUCCUCUGUGACGCGUUUCUGUGCCAGCCACUCAAGCCAGGGUGUGAUUUUUUUUGUUUCUUUAUUUCUUUUUUUUUAGCUCAUCAGGGAUGUGGACUGUCUGCGGAGGUGCGCAUCAGGGUCUUGAAACUGGCCUCAAAAAUGUGUAGGAAGGAAGCGCGGGCGAAGACAUCAUGCGGCGGAUCGCGCGCGAAGAUCUCAUGCGGCGGAUCGCGCACGAAGAUAUCAUGCGGCGGAUGUACAGGGACUCAGUGGCAAAUAUAGAAAGUAGCAGCGAAUGUAGAGAGUAGUACCGAGGAAUGUAUAGAGUAGUACCGAGGAAUGUAUAGAGUAGUACCGAGGAAUGUAUAGAGUAGGAUCGGCGAGUGUAUUAGGGAUCAUUUGGCUACGUACAGCUGGGGGUGACGCCAGGAGUAGUCAUUUGUAGAGAAGCAACAGGGAAUGUAUAGAGAGGUGGUCGCGAAUGUAUACAGAAGUAUCGGCGACUGUAAAGCGAAAUAUCGCCUCACGGCUGC
Molecule: messenger RNA, 3177 nt
Organism: Chara braunii
Lineage: Eukaryota; Viridiplantae; Streptophyta; Charophyceae; Charales; Characeae
Source: the annotation of a GenBank genome assembly